Loa loa (African eye worm) is the source of this 1661-nucleotide messenger RNA. RefSeq lists its product as hypothetical. Bases 1 to 1335 code for a protein of 444 amino acids. The record is from RefSeq and is a predicted model, not a curated record. The transcript is spliced from 9 exons. NCBI's taxonomy places the organism in Eukaryota, Metazoa, Nematoda, Chromadorea, Rhabditida, Onchocercidae.
AUGAGCGUAUUAAGUAAAUUUCUGGUUGAUACAUUUGGAUUAAAAAUCAACAAAGCGACAUGCUAUGAGAUGGUGCAUACGUGGAAUCCUGAUUGUUACGGAGCUAUCGCCGAUUCAUUGCUACAUGGAUGGUUAUUCUCCUUCAAGACCUACAUCAUCUUUUACGGUUUGACUAAUAUCUUUUCGGCAAAGGAUGUACGACAAGUUCGUUGGCGUAAAAUAUUAACUGAUUCAGUUCGAUCUUCUGUUUUCUUAACGACUAAUUUGAUUAUUUUCCUUUGGCUAACGUGUCAGUUGAGGAAAAUAUUGGGAUUCUUCACCGUUCCAACACUUGGUUUUAUAAAUGGGAUGAUUUCUGCACUGCUUGCGAUUUUAAUCGAAAAUCGGAGGAGGAGGCCACUGCUAGCUUUGUAUCUAACGAAUUUGGCAUCAGAAACAGCUUAUCAUCAGCUGGUCAAUCAUGGUUAUUUGAAGUAUAUACCAAAUGGUACAGUGAUUAUAUUUGGAAUUGGACUCGCAGGAUUACUUCAUUUAUAUUGUAGGGAUAAACUUCAUAUCAAUUUAAGGAAAUCUAUUGAAUAUGUUUUAUUAAUCGAUGGAACGAAAGAAUUAUUCUCUCAUAAAAUAAUUCAGAGGGUGUAUUCUCCAAUCGGAACUGUCCUGCUAAUGUUACGACAAAGGUACGCAAAACAUUCAUUGUGCCAACACCAAUAUUCAUGCAUUAGCAGAUUUAUUGAGGUGUUUCUCAACAAUUUUUCUCAAGCCCUAAUUUGGAGUAUCUGUAUGGUGAUUUUGAAAAUUGGAAAAGGAAUGAUACGUCAGCCAGCUACAUCUAUUAGACGUAUUCUGAGAUUUCGAACUCUGCGCCUACCACUGUUUUAUGGAUUUUUGGCUUUACUGUUUCAAGUUUCACGAUGCGGCUACAGUUGGUGUACAAAUCAGGUCUCACCAUUAUCUCUUUGUGGUGCAAUAGGUGGUUUAUCAUUAUUUUUCUAUCCUAAUAUUUCAAUUGCUAUGUAUGUCUUUUGGAAAUUUGUAGAGGGUUUCUUCUUUUCAUACUAUAAUAACCUGAUGAUACCUUAUGGGGAUAUAAUCCUUUAUGCACUUUCGACGGGUUAUGUUGCAUGGAAUGCGGUGAUCGAACCUCAAGCGCUCAGGGAAGGCUACUGGAAAUUCCUUGCUGGGCUUACAGGAAAUAAAAUUGAGCAAUUGAAUAGGCGCUUGUUUGAUAGUUUUGGUUAUAAUUCUUCGAAGAAGUUUCCGCAUUUUAUACCGAAGCUGGAUCCAAGGUUCACAUUACUUAAUGGAAUAUGGUCAACUAUCCAUCAUGAUUAGUCUUUCAUAAUAUUAUUUUGGCAUACCCUAACUUGUUUUACUUCCAAAAAUUUUAUGAUUCAUGAUGAGCAAGUUUUGCUGUGCUGGAUAGCUGGAUUAUACGGUUCAAAGUUACGCCAAUAUAGUAAUUCCGUUGUCCAUAUCCUACUACCGUUUGUUUUAUUAGUUUGUUGGCGCCAAAUCAAUGCUUGUGUGAUAUGGAGUUUUGUUCCAUUGAUUCUCACUUAAGUAAUAUUGCUGUAUUAAAGGGGUUUUUUGCCAUUACCGCCUCAUCACUAUAACUUUCUCAUUGUUCAUCAGUACUGAUAUUCGGUGCUUUUCAAACG